AUAUCUUCUCCACGCUGCGACUCCUCGAAUCUUACGUCUGCGGUACAGUGGGGCUAGCGCCAUCUCGGUCGCUCCUGCCGGCAAACCUCACUGGUUCUUGCCGUGAACCUUCCGUCAUCUCCUCAACACGGCACACUGCAAAACACUGACCACCGCCCGUUUAUUCCAGGCUAAGAGGGCGCCUUACACUGUCACUGACACUUGAAUUGCACGCUCUGGCGCGCCACACGCCUCGCGCGCUCCUGUGCCCGGACCGUCUCACCAUGAAUGUCCGUCCACGUGCCCUCGGAAGAUUGCAGCCUUCUGGAAGCUCAGCGAAGGUGCACAGCAUGGCUUUGCAGGACACAGCCAUCGCGUCACGAAACCAUUGUCGUUCAACUUGCCCACUUUCGUGCGAUCACAGCCCAGACGAGUGCGUCAUUCGGCACGGAUGGCGAUCAUCAAGUGGCCCUGGCUGCCGCAUCAACCUCCACCACCGCGCUUCGUGAAAUGAUCAAGGACCAUGGCGAACAUGCUUCGAGAAGGUUUCACUUUGUUCGACAAACGCUUGACUCGUUCCCAGCUGCAACCACCAGGGAAAGUCUCGGGCAAGUGCCGUGGUGCACCGUUUGCGCGUCUCGCGGGACACGCGACAAGGAGGUCAAACAAGGAGCUCCCAUCACCAACGGAGAUCCAAACGGCAGCCUUCUUUCUAGCGUAAAUCUCCUCAUAUAUGCCUUCAGCUACGUAACGUUUUUCUGCGACAUGAUCCGGAGCGACCGAGACGCAAAUGCGAGCGGACAUAGCACAGACGUUCAGGUUAAAAGAUCAUUGGCCGCCCUAUGACCACGUCUAAAAUAGAACAUCUUGAAACGAGUCAGGGAGGAUCUUCACACCUCUUCGCUCACUAUCUUCCGGCCAUCCCAUCACUUUGGUUCCAUGUGCCACCGGCAAUAAUGACUGGAGUGACUUUCUGUCGCUGUUACAGGACUUGCAAUGCAAAUCUUGACCGUCUUAAGGCACUUGUCGAAAAGCAGUCAUAAACGCGAGUCCGAGUCCGAGCGCAAACACAAGCAAAUCAACAAUAUCUCAAAGAUCGCAUCAAUACUAAGUGCUGGUGGUGGCGCAGCCAUUCAUGCAAUGAAUAUUCUCUUCAUCUUAGUUAGACAGCUGUCAG
Molecule: messenger RNA, 1156 nt
Organism: Alternaria alternata
Lineage: Eukaryota; Fungi; Ascomycota; Dothideomycetes; Pleosporales; Pleosporaceae
Exons: 1
Coding region: 268-825 (185 amino acids)
Source: RefSeq, a predicted model, not a curated record